This is a messenger RNA of Neolamprologus brichardi, 1173 nucleotides long. NCBI's taxonomy places the organism in Eukaryota, Metazoa, Chordata, Actinopteri, Cichliformes, Cichlidae. The record is from RefSeq and is a predicted model, not a curated record.
AUGGAGAAGGUUGGGAUUUUCUGUGAGAGUUUCAGAGUUAAGAACAGAGAUGAGACCCCGCAGAGAGAUAAGGGGGCAAGUCCAUUGGAUCAUGCUUCCAGUCCCAGUGUAGCCAGCAUACAGCAACCUCGAGGGAGAAACAGUUUUGUCCACGAACACUUCCAGGCUCAGUACAGGUCUUCUCUGACGUGCCCCCAUUGCCUUAAGCAGAGCAACACCUUUGAUCCAUUUUUAUGCAUCUCUCUGCCUAUUCCUCUACGACAAACCAGGCCAAUGUGUGUGACGUUGGUGUUCAACACAAAGGGUCAGAGGCAUCUGCGAGUGGGGCUGGCUGUACCGCUGUUUGGCUCCCUGUCCACUCUGAGAGCUUUGGUAGCAGCGGAGGGCAACAUCUCUCCUGACCAGUUCUCCCUGCUUCCUCUGUUAUGGUCAGGGUAUCACCACAGCCUCCCUUCCUCCCCCUACGCCUUCACGGCUGGACCUGAUGGUCAGAGGUUACCUCCAUCUGGCACCCUCUCCUCUGAGUAUCUGAACCAGGGUAACUCCAAGGUCCUCCUCCUCAUCUGCAACACAGCAGGAUCUGGCACGCAAGCUGUCAGGUUUGGGCCUCCAUUUCUUAUACUUGAGGACAGGAGUAUCUCCUGGGACCAGCUGCAUCAGAGCAUCCUCAGUAAGCUCUAUUAUCUGAUGCUGAAUGGAUCUCAGGCUCAGAAUGCUGGAGCGUUGUUUAAGAUCAGAGUGGUGGGAGGAUCGGCAGCCUACAGCUACCUGUCCCCACAGGACAGCAGGCCACUGUACCACCCUGCUGUUGACAGAGCUCUGAAGUUCUGUGGCCCAGGUGGACCCCCCCAUGUGAAGCUUGUUAUCGAAUGGGAGCCAAGCACCAAAGAAUGUUUAUUUGGCAGCAUCCAGGAGGAAGUAGUGAAAGAUGCAGAGAGCGUGAGGAACCAGCAGCAGCAGCACCUUCAGCAGCAUAGCUGUACCUUGGAUGAGUGCUUUAAGCUGUACACCAAAGAAGAACAGCUUGCACCAGAUGAUGCCUGGAAGUGCCCCCACUGUAAGCAGCUUCAACAGGGUAUGGUGAAGAUGAGCCUGUGGACUCUGCCAGACAUACUGAUCCUCCAUCUCAAGCGCUUCCGUCAGGUAGGCCAGCUUCAAAGUGGUCUCAAGUGA